Molecule: messenger RNA, 2030 nt
Organism: Maylandia zebra (zebra mbuna)
Lineage: Eukaryota; Metazoa; Chordata; Actinopteri; Cichliformes; Cichlidae
Source: RefSeq, a predicted model, not a curated record
GUUCUGGAGAGACAAAACUGACUAUUGAGUCUAGCACCUUGUCGGUCCUCAAUGACCUGCUGGCCAAAGUGUCCUAUACCAGCACCAUCUACCAUAUAAACACUGGAGACCUUGUCACUUUCCAGUUUGAAAACUAUGAAGCCGUGUUUCCCAUUACCAUCCAGCAGCCUCAUGUACCAGUCCUGUAUGACAUGGGAACAGAUAUCAGCUCUCAAGUUACCAUUGUCACAAAGACCUUCCUGCGCUACAAACAACUGAGGGUGUUGUUGGAUAGCAUCCGGAAAUUCUAUAGUAACAUAAAAGUGAUUAUUGCAGAUGACAGCUUAGAACCAGAGAGCAUUACUGGAGAAAACAUCCAGCAUUACAUCAUGCCUCCAGCACAGGGCUGGUUUGCAGGCAGAAAUCUGGCUGUGUCGCAGGUUACCACCAAGUACUUCUUGUGGGUGGAUGACGACUUUUUGUUUUCUGAGAAGACAAAGAUAGAGAAACUUGUGGAGGUGAUGGAGGCAGUCCCAGAACUAGAUAUGGUUGGUGGGUUAGUGCAAGGGUGCAAGGUUCACUUUUCUAUUCUGUAUGAGGAAGGAGAUGAAAACGAAGGUGGCUGCCUCUACAGGAAGUCUGGUGGGAAAUUCCAUUCCCUUCCUAGUUACCCACAAUGCCAUUUGGCCAGUGGAGUGGUCAACUUCUUCCUGGCUCGUACAGAUGCCAUGCAGAGGGUGAGAUUUGACCCGAAGCUCCAGCGAGUAGCACAUUCAGAGUUCUUCAUGGACGGCAUGGGCUCUUUGAUGGUUGCCUCAUGUGGUGAUGUGACAAUUGACCAUCAACCUAAAACAGACGGAAACCGUAAUCCUACCUACAAGAAAUUCAGAAACCCUGGAAGAAAUGAUGCAGAAUUCAGACUGCAGCUUCACUUUUUCAAAAACUACCUUAAGUGCAUUAGAUAUGGAUAGAAGACUAUAAACGAACAUAAGGGUCAGUUGUUGUCAUACAUGUUGCACUUCAUCUGAACAUUUUCUUAUUUUUCAUUUGUAUUGUUUUGUCAUUGUUCCAGAAUUGACAGAGCUUGGGAUUAUAAGUGAAAAUAGCUAUUUUGUGGCUUUCUGUUGGGUUUUAUUGUUCCUGAUUUGAUUUCUUAAUUAUUCUAUAGAAAGUUUGAUGUCUUGUGCUAUUGUUAAUAAGGUUAGGGUUAUUUAAUCUCGUUUAUUGAACUUUUAUUGUUCUGUUUUCUCCACUAUUUCUUUUUCUUCAAUAUAUCAAUGCUUUUGUUGCUAGUGUGACCUCUGUGUAGUGUCUUCUCUCAUCUGCAUUCACAACAAAAAGGCAAUGGUUAGAAUGCUCUCUUUUUAAUGUCGUGGGCAAUCAGCACAAAAUCUCGCAGGAAUCCUCCAUUAUUCUCAGGAUUACAUUUCCACUCGCAGUGUGAUCAUAUAGUGGUAAAUUUAUACAACCAAAAUAGAAAAAGUUCAACACCAUUAACAUUGCAUGUUAAAUUUCCCUAAUGAAAGGAAUAUAGAAAUAUAUUUUAAAGCUGUACAUGAAACAAUGUAAAUUCUCUAAACAGUGUGGCACAGUCACAUACCUGCAUUCACAACAAAAAGGCAAUGGUUAGAAUGCUCUCUUUUUAAUGUCGUGGGCAAUCGGCACAAAAUCUAAACGGGAAAGCAACAACAGAGUUAGCUAACUAUGCUCCCAUUUUGUUUCCUCUCCUCCCAAUAAAUAAAUCUCACAUAAACGUGCACUCAGUUCAACAUAAAGACUGGAGAAAUGACCUGCAACAAAUGAUGUAUAAACAACAAAAAUAAUCGGGUCAGACUGUAUUACUUUAACAGCCUGCGAUAUGAUUUUUCCUCCUGUUAAGGUUCAAAAAUUGAGGAAGGAGAGUACAAACCACCCUUGGUCCAGAAGCUCUUGGUCAAACAAUGAUUUUUAAUGAAUACACACGUGUGGGAAGAACACUCUGUGCGCAGACAGCAAGUGGUCUUCGACUUACUCAAAGCAUACACAGAUUUUUAUACUGUCAGGGCUUAAAU